AUGACUAGCAAUGGGGAUGACAUUGACUAUUCUCUGUAUCUUGUAACAGGACGAGAUAUGCUUCCUCAUGGGAUGGACUACCUUCGUUCGUUGGAAGAAUCUUUGAUUGGUGGCGUAACAGUCGUUCAAAUAAGAGAAAAGACCGCUGAUACAGUAGAGUUCCUCUCGGUUGCUACAGCAUCGAAGACUCUCUGUGACAAAUAUAACGUGCCACUGUUUGUCAAUGACCGUAUUGAUGUUGCAUUGGCUGUCGGAGCACGAGGUGUUCACCUAGGCCAGACGGACAUGCCGAUAGACAUCGCCCGAAAGCUCCUACCUCCAGAGGCCAUAAUCGGAGUAUCAUGCAAUACCCUCGAGCACGUGGAACAAGCUGUUCGAAGCGGCGCAGAUUAUAUCGGUAUUGGAGCCGUGUACGGAACACAGACGAAAAAGUUGACCGAUCCAGAAGUCGGUGUUAGAGGCGUUGGACGAUUGCUAGAAGCAUUAGAUGGGACAAAAGUGAAAGCUGUUGCUAUUGGUGGGAUCAAACAAUCCAACCUAAUGCGAAUUCUUCAUGGCUCAGUCUCAUGUACGGGUCAUUCUUUGGAUGGCGUCGCCGUUGUUUCUGAAAUCGUGGCCUCUCGGGAUCCCAGGACUGUUUCUGAAGAAUUGAGGAGUGUCCUUCACAUGUUCAAGGAUAACACAGCCUCCUUUAAGUGCAUGUCCAUUUUACAACCGGACUCCAUCAUAGAAGAGGUUAUCAGAGUCAUGAGCGGUGUGAGGGAGUCGAACCCUUUGAUACACCAGAUCACCAACAAUGUAGUGUCAACACAAUCUGCCAACAUCACCCUCGCACUUGGAGCCAGUCCCAUUAUGGCUUUCGACGCCCAAGAAAUGGAAGAUAUAGCCAAAGUGUGCGGUGCGUGCUUGAUCAACAUCGGCACCCUUACAAAUGCGACACUAGAAGGGAUGCUCAAAGCCGGCUACUAUGCCAAUAGAAAUCAUAAGCCGGUGGUUCUUGAUCCGGUAGGAGUCGGUGCAUCGGGUUUCAGGAAAGGCUCUGUUCAAGCACUUUUAAAUGUGUGGCAACCGAGUGUCAUCAAGGGAAAUGCUGGCGAGUUGGCCACCAUUGCUGGGUCAACUGAAGUCCUAUCGAAAGGUGUUGACAGCGUUGGCCCUGGAUUCCGAGAUCCAAUAUCUUUCGUGCGAAAUUUGGCACGGAAAGAACGCUGCGUCGUCGUUCUCACGGGAACCGUCGAUUACAUCUCGGACGGGUUCUACGUAGUCGCAUUAUCGAACGGCGAUGAGAUGCUAGGUAAGAUAACAGGAUCGGGCUGUAUUGUUGGCUCGUGUGUGGCCACAUACUGCUCUGUUACUAGUUCUGGUUCGAGUUUGAUUAGUCCCGAAACAUUAUGGGGCGCUGUUGGAGGCUUCCUGAUAGGAUUAUAUGGCAGGGUCUUGGUUGUGACAAUCGCAGCCGAAGUGGCAGCAAAGAGAAAGGAUGUCCAAGGGAGAGGGACGUUUCUACCCGCAUUAAUAGAUGAACUUGGAGCAUUGACCCCUGAUAAAAUACGGGAGAUGGCCAAGAUCCAAGUGUAUCCAGCAUAG
Guyanagaster necrorhizus is the source of this 1587-nucleotide messenger RNA. Its product is annotated as thiamine biosynthetic bifunctional enzyme Thi4. The coding region runs from base 1 to 1587 and encodes 528 amino acids. Gene Ontology annotation, biological process: thiamine biosynthetic process. The record is from RefSeq and is a predicted model, not a curated record. NCBI's taxonomy places the organism in Eukaryota, Fungi, Basidiomycota, Agaricomycetes, Agaricales, Physalacriaceae. The transcript has 10 exons. Gene Ontology annotation, molecular function: ATP binding; hydroxyethylthiazole kinase activity; thiamine-phosphate diphosphorylase activity. Gene Ontology annotation, cellular component: cytoplasm.